Molecule: messenger RNA, 1613 nt
Organism: Phalaenopsis equestris
Lineage: Eukaryota; Viridiplantae; Streptophyta; Magnoliopsida; Asparagales; Orchidaceae
Product: programmed cell death protein 2
Exons: 12
Coding region: 178-1422 (414 amino acids)
Cellular component (GO): cytoplasm
Source: RefSeq, a predicted model, not a curated record
CCUCUGCCCCACGGUUUCGCUCAAAACCAUCGCCUGCGUCAACGAACCUUUGCGAUACAGUAGCCAUUAGAGUUAGCUGGGAAGGCAUCGAAGGGAUCGCAGCUUACAGCGAACACAGAAACUCCCAUCUUUCGCAUCCUUUCCCUCCGCUCCUACCGGAAACCAUUGUAGAAGUGGAUGGAGUCUGAUCUAAGUUCCCUUCGAAUAACGUCUCUUGACGAGGAAGGACUAGAAGAUGAAGGAAUGGAAGAUUUUGGCAUGGGAGAACAGGAAGAUGAUGAGGAUGAUGAGGACGAUGAGGCAGAGGUCGAGCUUACUCUAGGAUUUGUUGAAAAGCCCAAGAACCCUUGUCUGCUUCUCCGUCAUCUUUUUCCCAGCAAGGCAGGAGGCGUCCCUGCGUGGCUGGACCCGUCGGAUCUUCCUUCCGAGAAAUCUUCCACGUGUGGGUUCUGCGGGGAGCCACUUCAAUUCCUUCUUCAGAUUUAUGCUCCAAUUUCUGACAAGGAGUCUACUUUCCAUCGGAUGCUCUAUGUCUUUAUGUGCCCUUCGAUGUCUUGUCUGCUAAAGGACCAGCAUGAACAAUGGAAGCGCAAUGAGGAAAAUCCCUGUAGAAGCGUGAAGAUUUUCCGUUGUCAGUUGCCUAGAUUGAAUCCUUUCUACUCGAGUGAGCCUCCCAAGCAUAACUGCACUGACAAACCUAUCACGACUGGAGCUCCAUUGUGUUGUUGGUGUGGGUCAUGGAAAGGGGACAAAGUGUGUGGUAGCUGCAAAAAAGCUCGCUACUGCUCUGCGAAACACCAGUCGAUGCAUUGGCGGUUAGGGCAUAAAAUCGAGUGUUGCAAGCUAAUGAAUUCGUUAAAAUCUUCUGCAUCUCGCGUCGUUAAUGGUAAAUCAAUACAAGCAACAGAAAAAUAUGCCAGCAAUAGCUUAUGGCCUGAAUUUGAGAUCAUAAUUGAGGAGGAAUGCACAGUUGAUACAGAAAUUUCUGAAGAUAGCAGAUCUCUUUCCUCUUUGGCACUUACAAGUAGCAGAAUGGAUGAAACAUAUCAACUUUUAUCUGACAAAUUUGAGGCUGAUACUGAUAAAAAGGUUUGGGCAUCAUUUCAAGAACGCAUUGCUAAAGCUCCUGAGCAGGUGUUGAGAUAUUGCCGGGAUCUGGUUGCCAAACCGUUGUGGCCUUUGUCAAUUGGGCGGCCAUCUAAAGCAGAUAUUCCCAGAUGCAGCUACUGUAAAGGCCCUCUUUCCUUUGAAUUUCAGAUUAUGCCUCAGUUGCUCUUCUAUUUCGGCGUAAAUAAUUAUCCUGAUUCCCUUGAUUGGGGAACUAUUGCCGCGUACACUUGUUUGGCUUCGUGCGAUGCUAGCAUAAGCUAUAUGGAGGAAUUUGCAUGGGUUCAGCUAUAUCCUACCGCAACAGUAGUAUAAUUCAUUAGGGGCUAACCCAGAAUUAUUCUGCUUAUUACUUCUUGCAAUACGAGCCGUGCAGUCGCCCCUGUGCUUCUACGGACAAUCUGAUUCAUUUUAACAGCCGUUUUUGCUGCAUCUUAAGGGUGGUGGUUGUUUUAAAUGCUAUAUUAGAUAGCGAUGCUAUUUAAAUAAUUGUAUUAUUCAAAUAA